Molecule: messenger RNA, 903 nt
Organism: Adineta ricciae
Lineage: Eukaryota; Metazoa; Rotifera; Eurotatoria; Adinetida; Adinetidae
Source: the annotation of a GenBank genome assembly
AUGUCGUUAACAAUACUCGGUAAUGAAAUCAUCGUAUAUACAGGUUCUGUAUUUCUUGCAAUAGGAAUCUUUGGUAAUAUUGGAAAUAUUUAUAUAUUUUCACGUCUUUCAACGUAUCGUCGAACACCAUGUAUAUUUUACUAUUUGAUUGCUUCAAUGUGUAACUUACAUGUAAUGCUUUUUCAAUUAAUUCCACUUAUCAUAACAUCAAAUUAUAAUUUUGAUUUAUCUCGAACAUCAAUUGUUUGGUGUAAAAUGCGAACAUAUUUUACUACCUCCAUAACUCCCAUAUCAUUCACAUGUGUUUGUUUAGCAACAAUUGAUCAGUUUUUUGCAACAUCACAAAAUGAUCGCAUUCGUCGUUUCAGUCACAUCAAAAUAGCAUAUCGAUGUGUUGUAAUAACGACAAUUUUCUGGUUAAUCCAUGGAAUAUCUGGUGCAGUAUUUUAUUCAAAUAUAUCAGGUUGGUGUACAUCGACGAAUGCAAUUUUUAAUACAUAUGCAACAAUAUAUGUUUCUGUUAUUGUUUGUCUUCUUCCUAUAACUGUUCAAAGCAUAUUCGGAUGGUUAGUUUAUCGAAAUCUUCGUCAAACAAUCAUUCUUGCACGAGAACAAGCUGAUCGGCAAGCAACACGAAUGAUAUUGAUGGGAGUUCUGCUUGUUCUCAUAAGUAUAAGUCCUUAUGGAGCAAUUAGUAUAUAUCUUUUAACUACAGCGAAUAUACAAAAAGAUGUAAAUCAACUAACAAAAGAAUAUUUCGCCAUAACAAUCGCUCUUUUAAUCACUUAUAUGUAUUUUAUUGGAAGUUUUUAUAUAUUUGUUUUCGCAUCGCCUCGCUUUCGUCAAUCAGUUCGAAGACAAAUAUUUUGGCGGUUUAAAUCAAAUAACAUUCGUCCGACUUAA